Brachypodium distachyon (stiff brome) is the source of this 665-nucleotide messenger RNA. RefSeq lists its product as uncharacterized. NCBI's taxonomy places the organism in Eukaryota, Viridiplantae, Streptophyta, Magnoliopsida, Poales, Poaceae. The coding region runs from base 114 to 455 and encodes 113 amino acids. The transcript is spliced from 3 exons. The record is from RefSeq and is a predicted model, not a curated record.
UUUUGAUGCAAGGUUAGAAGCCAAAUUGGAGCUAUUCCUGUUAUUUUAUUGCAGCUUAUUUGUUGUUUAUUCUCCUUUAUCCUUCUGCAAGGUUGGACAUUUCCAUCCAAACUAUGUUCUCAAAGAAAGAAGAAGGAAAAGUUCAUGUCUUGUCUGUAAUCGAUGAUGGCCGUGGAAUGACUUAUACUGAAAUGUUGAGAAUGAUCUCAUUCUCAUCAUUUAAGGUACAUGAAAGGGAUAUACUCUGCAGUUUGAGGUUCAGGUUCAGAUGUUUUGAUUCAGUUGAAGUUCUUGACAAAUGCCACUACUCCUCGGAGCCUUGGCCCUUCUUCUGUCAUUCUCAAGCGGAGGGUGGUGAGGCGGAGGCGCGGGCGCAGGAGGCACUUGAGGCGCUGGCCAAGCCAGGGACGGCCACAGGAGCUUCCUCGCCUAGAGCUCGCCUGGAUCAGCGCUGACGACUUGGAGCAGAGGGACGGCCGCGGGAGCUCCCUGGCCUGGAGCAGAGGCCGCCAACCUGGAGAUGCCGGGGGCGGUGCGGUGGUGGGGCGGCGACCUACUGGCCGGAGCAGGUGGAUGGGCAGUGAGUUGGGGAGGCAGGCAUCCGCGAUGGAUCUCAUGCGCUCCGUGAGAUUGGAUUGCCGGCUCUGGCGGGAGGCCGGCGGGAG